UCCUCCGGCAGGAGCCCGUGAUGCUGCAGCGAACGAUCCGGUACGUGCAGGCGGACAAUCAAGGCAACUUCAACCUGAACUCGAACGAGUGGGCCACGUUCCAGUUCCAUGGCCGGUCCCUGUUCAACCUGAGAUGGGAGGUGGCGACCCAUGUGGGCCCUGCGCUCUUCUUCUUCCGCGUCAUCGUGUGCGUCCGGGCCGGCCGCUACGGGCAGCCGACCCCGCUGGUCAUCGACCUGCCUCGCAACGGGGAGACCUUGGACGUCAUCGCCGUCAUUGCGGAUACACCAGCCGCUGCGGCGUUGAGGUACCCAAAUGUUGAUGCACACUAGGAGUAGAUGAUGGCAGGACUCCUGACAACCACCUCGCAAUUCAUCUCUUCAGAACUCCAAUGCACCACUUAGUCUGCUACAAGAUGAGAAAUCGGCUGUCAAUUUUUGGUAGUUAGGUCAAUUUUUGGUAGUUAGGUUUGAUCCAGCCUCCAAACAGGAAGCAGUUUGUACUGAUCUUUCAGUUUCAAAACUCACAAACUGCUGAUCGAUUUUUACAGUGGCAUUAGUAGUAGUCACAGACUUCAUCUCUAUGACUCUAUUGCCUGAUAGGAAGAAUGGAUGUUGCUUUUUGUACCUGCCCUUUUGGUAGAUUUCAGUAAAUGUAUGUUGAAAGUCUGGAACUGAAAAAUCUUGGCUA
Messenger RNA from Panicum virgatum (switchgrass), 690 nucleotides. RefSeq lists its product as uncharacterized. Bases 21 to 332 code for a protein of 103 amino acids. The record is from RefSeq and is a predicted model, not a curated record. The transcript has 2 exons. Lineage: Eukaryota; Viridiplantae; Streptophyta; Magnoliopsida; Poales; Poaceae.